UUUGCACCCGGGUUUGUUGUCCUCAGGACGCUAUAAAACGCGACUCAUUGAUUCAUUCAACAAUCACUCACUCACCUGACAGAAGAGCGCCAGCAUCGGCACACGGAGACAAAGACAAUCACUGAGAAGAUGGACCCUUGCGACUGCUCUAAGACUGGAACCUGCAACUGCGGAGGAUCCUGCACUUGUACAAACUGCUCCUGCACCAGCUGCAAGAAGAGCUGCUGCCCAUGCUGCCCAUCCGGCUGCACCAAAUGUGCCUCUGGCUGCGUGUGCAAAGGGAAGACCUGUGACACCAGCUGCUGCCAAUAAAACAUAAUAUCUGCCAUCUAUUGCACAUGGUGAAACCUGUGUGGACAUCUAUGAAUUAACUUGCAGAUGUCUAUAAAGAAAUGUGUUUGUCUUUGAUGAAAUAAACAUGUGUCCUUGAA
Molecule: messenger RNA, 431 nt
Organism: Centropristis striata (black sea bass)
Lineage: Eukaryota; Metazoa; Chordata; Actinopteri; Perciformes; Serranidae
Gene: mt2
Product: metallothionein 2
Exons: 3
Coding region: 130-312 (60 amino acids)
Molecular function (GO): metal ion binding
Source: RefSeq, a predicted model, not a curated record